AUGGCGAUGAAACUAAAUGGAAAGUCUCCUGUCUCCUCCGACUCUGACGAAAAAUUCAUGUUCUUCAAAGAUGUCUCUCUAGGUCCCCAUGAAACUCAGUUGCGCUUCCGACUCAUCCAUUUCUGGGAGGCUCGAAAUCCGGUGGAGAAGACACUUAUUGGCAUGGAAAUGCUCCUCAUCGACGAGCAGGGAACUGUCAUUCAGGGAUUCAUCCCACCAGGACGUAUCAAGAAGUACUUGCCUGAUAUGAAACAAGGAUCAGUUUACAGACUCAACAACUUCUACGGAUCGAAAAACAAACCGGUGUAUCGGGUUGCUGAUCAUAUCGCAACUGUGUCUUUCACAUGGAACUCUGAAUUGUCGGUUCUUCGCGAGAUUCCAACCUCUUUCGAUGAAGACCGUUUCAGGUUUCAUUCAUAUGAAGAUUUUCAAGCUAACUGUGAUGUCAAAGGUGACCUCUACGAUGUUGUUGGCCACAUGAAGCUGGUCAAUGGACAGACUCUUAUUGAGCGUCCCACACUUGAUGAAGUGAAGAUCGCUACCACUCGGCACAUUAUGGUUCAUCUGCAAUCACAUGAGUAA
Molecule: messenger RNA, 582 nt
Organism: Brassica napus (rape)
Lineage: Eukaryota; Viridiplantae; Streptophyta; Magnoliopsida; Brassicales; Brassicaceae
Exons: 3
Coding region: 1-582 (193 amino acids)
Source: RefSeq, a predicted model, not a curated record